CCUGCGGAAACUUCCUCAUUUCUUAUCUCCCUACCGCAAUCCCCAUCGACCCCAUUUUCGAUAAGCACAACGACAUGGAGAACCCCGAAUAUAUACAGCGUCCAGUGGGCCAUCCUAUGGGAAUGGCACACAAAUCUCUGCCGUAUCCUAUUCCCGUCGAGCACCUUCUACAUAGACAUGCCUUCGAUCACGUCUGACCAGCUCUCGCGAGGCACCUCAUUCUCCCAAUACACUCUAUCAAGUUAUCAAGAUGACCAGAAUGCGGAAGACAAUGCUGAUGAUCACACACCGCGACCCUCAAAGCGUGCUCGAGUCGCACUAGCAUGCCAGAGGUGCAAGAAGAGGAAACAGAAAUGUGAUGGGCAGACCCCAUCUUGUUCCAACUGCUCGAGCUUCAACGCUGUAUGCCAGUACAUCAAACCGCCCCUAGCGACGUCUCGAAGCCGUGACCCAUACCUCAAGGCUGCUGAAGCGAGAAUGGCAGAGUUGGAGCGUAUAUUAUCGAGAGAAGGGAUCGCAGAUGAGGGACAGAACCGAUGGAGGGAACUUCAAGUUGGGCUGCAAUCAGAUGCGUCUGAUCACAAUGAGAUGGAAGUCCGUGAUCGAGCACAACGUCCCUCAAAGCGGCCGUGUCGGGAAGCUCAAGGCAACAUGGAAAUGGAGCUCAGCAACGACGUGCAAAAGAAGGAGGUCAACACCGUUGUGGACAUCCUGAGAGACCUCUCGUUGGAGGCUAGUGGAGGCUAUAUUGGAGCUUCGUCAAGCAUAACAAUGAGUCGUAUGGUCGGAUCGCUUGUGAAGGCGCGGGUUGAACCGAAUCUCCUGACGAACGGUAUUGCUGAUGGCGAACAUCUCAGCCCAAAAUCCGCCUCUGACGUUUUGGAAGAAGGUUCUUCAGAGCUGGCCAGAAUGCCACAAGAAAUUGCCGACAAGCUUUUAAGAGGAUAUUUGAAACACAUCUCUACACGGUGGCCGAUCUUACACUCGACAUACAUUCGUGAGCUUCACUCGAGGAGGGCAACCUUGGUCAAUUGCUACGAGACCACUGUUUUACAUCUAGUGUAUGCUUGUGGAGCACGUUUCCUAGAGACUACAGGAGAGACAGGUGCUUUCUUUCCAGAUCGCCACCAUUCAGCAGGCAUGCAGAAUUUGGAUGCGAUACUCCAGUAUCAUGACAUUCGGUCUGUCCAAAUGUUGAUCUUGCUUGCAAUAUAUAGCUUAAGAGACCCACGUGGUCCUGGUGCUUGGACAUACAUUGGACUUGCCAUGAGAACGUGCAUCGAUCUGGGUCUUCAUCGUCGGACCCCAGCAAAGAGAUACCCGCUCCUCAACGUGGAAAUGCGAAAGCGUAUCUUCUGGACCUGUUAUUGUCUCGAUCGCCAAAUUUCGAUCAUCUUAGGCAGACCAUUUGCCAUCUCGGACAGGGACAUUGAUGUCGAGCUCCCACUUGAGGUAGAUGAGUCUGUCCAAGAUGUUUCCGUCUUCGAAGCAGCCCUUCUGGCAGCUAAAUCUUCGCCGGAAGAUCAAGCACCAGCUGUUUCUACAUCUUUGAGUUGUUUCAUACAUGUAUGCAGAUUGAGGCGAAUCGAGUCAGAAAUUCAGCAGACCAUCUAUCGGGUCGAUAACUCGUCACCAACUUCGGAAGAUGUAGUUGAGAGCUUUAUUCAGAAACUAGAAGACUGGAGAGAGCAUAUUCCUCGUGACGCCAGACAACUCGUAGGUGACAAGCCGACGACGAAGACAGACACUUUGGUGAUUGAUGGAUAUGGGUACUAUAUGGUGUAUUAUUACAAAUGCAUCAGGUUUCUACUUCAUCCACUGUUAUCGGCGCCAGACACCAACGUCCACUUCCUGAAGAAAUGCGCCGAAGCAUGCGGUGAUGUCUGUCAGACAUACAAGAAGCUCCAUCAAAGCAUACCUGUAGGCUUCUCACUCAUGGCCUUGCACUCAGUCUUUCUCGCAGGCCUAACUCUUGUGUACUGCACCUGGAUUUCGCCACAAGAGGUGUUCAGCAUCAAAACAUCGAGUGACAUGAAUGCCUGCAGUAUCGUCUUAUAUAUCAUUACUGAACGCUGGCCUGGCGCGAAGAAGUACAGAGACACAUAGGAAGCUAUCAAGCAAUCCCUUCUCGAGUCCGUCGAAGAAAGCCACUAUGAACUACGUCGUACCAUCAAAAGCCUGUACCCGAGUCUCAUACCGCCGAUGGCUAGGAACGAAGAAGGUAGCACCGAAGUCACUCAGAUCGUCGCAGACAUGGCUGGUGAGACCGUGCCGUUCAACAGUGCCUACUUCACA
Molecule: messenger RNA, 2295 nt
Organism: Mollisia scopiformis
Lineage: Eukaryota; Fungi; Ascomycota; Leotiomycetes; Helotiales; Mollisiaceae
Exons: 5
Coding region: 178-2106 (642 amino acids)
Biological process (GO): positive regulation of transcription by RNA polymerase II; DNA-templated transcription
Molecular function (GO): sequence-specific DNA binding; DNA-binding transcription factor activity, RNA polymerase II-specific; zinc ion binding
Source: RefSeq, a predicted model, not a curated record